AUCGUCUCACCAGCUUAGUUCAAUCCUAGAAUCACUGAAGCGUGACUCGUCCAAUCAAGGUUUCUCGAAAAUGAAGGUGUUCGUAGUGCUGUCCAUGGCCCUGGCCAUCGCAUCCAGCGCAGCAGUUGACGAUUCCGCCAAGAAGGAAAAGCGUGGGCUCUGGGAAUUGGGAUACGGUCACGAUAACCUGAACCUCGAUCACCACUACAACAAUCACCAUCUGGAUUUUGACCACCACAAGGAAGUCAAGCACAUUUCGACCACCAUCACCAAGAACGUCCCGGUUCCGUACCCAGUAGAGGUCGAGAAGCACGUCCCCGUGGAAGUGAAGGUCCCCUAUCCGGUGCACGUAGAGAAGAAGGUUCCGGUCUACGUCGAAAAGCAAGUCCCGGUGGUCGUUGAGAAGAAGGUCCCAUAUCACGUCGAUCGCCCAGUUCCCUACCCAGUCGAGGUCAAGGUCCCAGUCGUCCACAAGGAAUACGUCGAAGUACCCAAGCCUUACGCAGUUCACGUUGAGAAGCCCGUUCCGGUGGUCAUCCAGAAGCCGGUGUACGUUGAGAAGCAUGUCCCGGUGACCGUGCACGUCAAGGAGCACCACCACAAGAACAAGCAUUGGGGACUGUUCUAAGUGAGUAGUAUUUAAGAAAUGUAUUGAAGUGGAAUAUAAGAUUUUUUUUUGAAAACGUA
This is a messenger RNA of Aedes aegypti (yellow fever mosquito), 687 nucleotides long. Its product is annotated as mantle protein-like. The transcript is spliced from 2 exons. Lineage: Eukaryota; Metazoa; Arthropoda; Insecta; Diptera; Culicidae. The coding region runs from base 71 to 628 and encodes 185 amino acids. The record is from RefSeq and is a predicted model, not a curated record.